This is a messenger RNA of Balaenoptera acutorostrata (minke whale), 1885 nucleotides long. RefSeq names its product intraflagellar transport 52 (gene IFT52). Gene Ontology annotation, cellular component: cilium; intraciliary transport particle B; centriole. The transcript is spliced from 14 exons. The record is from RefSeq and is a predicted model, not a curated record. Lineage: Eukaryota; Metazoa; Chordata; Mammalia; Artiodactyla; Balaenopteridae. Bases 320 to 1660 code for a protein of 446 amino acids. Gene Ontology annotation, biological process: cilium assembly; intraciliary transport.
GCUUUAAUGAGACUGGGUAUUAAAGGAGAAAAUGAAAUGAGUUUAUCUUUGGCCUAAAGUUAAUCCACAUUCUAUUUGGAUUUACCCCGCAUCUAAAAUAAUGGUACAGUCCCACAUUAGUCCCGCCCCCUGCCCCCACCCACACUUCUCCCUCCUCGCUAGCUAGGUAAAUCGGCCUCUUCCGUCCUGUCGUCAUCACGUCGCUCCUGAGGUAGAUCUACGCCCGGGUCCACGCCCUUCCAGCGCGCAGCUUCGCCUCCGCAGUUGCUAAGCGGCCUUGGAUACCUGGCCGCGGGAUGCUGGGCGGUGUCAGGUGAAGAUGGUGGUCACUGGGCCUCAGGUGACCAUGGAGAAAGAGCUUCGGAGCACCAUUCUUUUCAAUGCAUACAAAAAGGAAGUAUUUACCACCAGCAAUGGCUAUAAAUCCAUGCAGAAAAGACUUCGGAGUAAUUGGAAGAUUCAGAGCUUAAAAGAUGAAAUUACAUCUGAGAAGCUAACUGGGGUGAAACUGUGGAUUACAGCGGGGCCAAGGGAAAAAUUUACUGCAGCUGAGUUUGAAGUCCUGAAGAAGUACCUUGAUGGCGGUGGAGAUAUCCUUGUGAUGCUAGGAGAGGGUGGGGAAUCCAGAUUUGACACCAACAUUAACUUUCUCCUAGAAGAAUAUGGAAUCAUGGUUAAUAAUGAUGCUGUGGUUAGAAAUGUAUAUUAUAAGUAUUUCCAUCCUAAAGAAGCUCUAGUUUCCAAUGGAGUCUUGAAUAGGGAAAUUAGCCGAGCUGCAGGGAAGGCCGUGCCUGGGAUCAUUGAAGAGGAGAGCAGUGGAAACAAUGCCCAGGCUCUCACCUUUGUCUAUCCUUUUGGUGCCACAUUGAGUGUCAUGAAACCAGCAGUGGCUGUUCUGUCCACAGGCUCUGUCUGUUUCCCACUUAACAGACCCAUCCUGGCUUUCUAUCACUCGAAGAGCCAAGGUGGGAAACUGGCAGUGCUUGGCUCAUGUCACAUGUUCAGUGACCAAUAUUUGGAUAAAGAAGAAAACAGCAAAAUCAUGGAUGUUGUUUUCCAGUGGCUCACAACAGGAGACAUCCACCUAAACCAGAUUGAUGCUGAGGACCCAGAGAUUUCCGACUACAUGAUGCUGCCCGACACGGCCACCCUGUCCGAGCGGCUGCGAGUGUGUCUCCAGGAGGGCGAUGAGAACCCUCGGGACUUCACCACCCUCUUCGACCUGUCCGUUUACCAGCUGGAUACCACUUCCCUCCCCAAGGUCAUCAAGGCUCACGAGCAGCUAAACGUGAAACAUGAACCGCUCCAGCUCAUCCAACCUCAGUUUGAGACGCCGCUGCCAGCCCUUCAGCCAGCGGUUUUCCCUCCUAGUUUCAGGGAAUUAUCACCCCCUCCGCUGGAGCUGUUUGACUUAGAUGAGACGUUCUCCUCUGAGAAGGCCCGGCUUGCUCAGAUCACCAAUAAGUGUACUGAAGAAGACCUGGAAUUCUACAUCAGGAAGUGUGGUGACAUCCUUGGAGUCACCAAUAAACUACCAAAGGACCAGCAAGAUGCCAAACAUAUCCUCGAGCACAUCUUCUUCCAAGUGGUAGAAUUCAAGAAAUUGAACCAGGAACAUGAUGUUGAUACAAGUGAAACGGCAUUCCAGAACAAUUUCUGAGGACCAAGCCUCUUCAAGCAUUUUCUGCCUCCUGAUUCUCUCUUUAUAAACUCUUUUUGAAUUGUCCCUCAAUUCUUUAUCAAAAUUGUCUAUACAGUCUUUCUUCUAUGAGCUGUGGAAGGUCUGUGCAUCUUCUAUAGUGCCCAGAGUGGGAUAACAUUUCUAACUUCUGUAAGAUAUGUUCCAUUUUUUAAAUUAAAUCUGUUUGAAUCUGUACUUUUUAAA